Molecule: messenger RNA, 6591 nt
Organism: Coregonus sp. 'balchen'
Lineage: Eukaryota; Metazoa; Chordata; Actinopteri; Salmoniformes; Salmonidae
Source: the annotation of a GenBank genome assembly
GCCGGAAGUUGUGUUGUUUACAUUUUCCAAGAUGGCGGCGGGAAUGUAUUUGGAACACUAUUUGGACAGUGAGUUCAUUUUAUAUUAUUUAAACGAUUUAGAGAUAAGAAUCUGCAAAUGUUUUCGAUAGUUUAGCUGCCUAUUUGAAUUUAUCUGCAUGUUUAGUCAAUGCAUUGCAAGAAGGAAUGCUUUAUUUGGAUAAUUAGGCCGCUAGCUACCUAGCUAAUCAACACCAACGGUCGUUUCGCCUGUUAGGCAUUACCCUAACUAGAGUAUCAUCACAAAUUGAAGAUACAUUUGUUAUACCAAGAGUUGGUAUUAUUAGUGAAUAUUAAUCAGUCAAAAAAGUUGUUCAUGAUUGUUCAUUUCUCAUCACAGGCAUAGAGAACCUGCCAUUUGAACUGCAGAGGAACUUCAAUUUGAUGAGGGACUUGGAUCAACGUACAGAGGGUGAGAAAUAACACUAACUACAACUGGUACCGACCAAUUCACUAACGUUACUCUGCAGAGUAUGUGUGAACCACGUUUACAAUGCAUAAUAAAGUAGCAGCCAUCCCACCCACCCACAAGUUUUGCAUUUGAAUUGCCCAUGAUGAAUGUAUGCAAAUGAAAUCUGUCUCGCCUCCAUAACAACCAGAUUACCAGGGCUAAAGAACAUUCAUGCCCACGGUCCUCAACAAUUUACCAUUCAAUGAUCUGCUAAUUUUCCAACACUAUCAGAUCAUCUAGAACAAAAGCUGCACUACAAUUAUGUGAGGCAUCUUUACAUAUCAGUACUUUGUUGAGCUUUUGUUGGGCACAGCCAUGGGAUUUCUUAAAUCCAUUCAUACUUGUAAAAGCCCUAGAUACACAUACUUCAUUUAAAAAGAAAUGGUAUGUGGAAGCAAGUGACACACACAUCACAUAAGGCUGAUAUUCUCAGAUCAGUGGCAUCAAUAAAAAUGCUUAUCCAAACUUCUCACCCAACCCAUCUCUUUCUCUCAGAUCUAAAGGGGCAGAUAGACUCCCUGGCAAAGGAUUACACAUCCAAUGCCAGGACCCUCUCGUCUGAACAGAAGCUUACUAUUCUGAGGCAGAUCCAGCAGUCGUACAGCAAAAGCAAGGAGUUUGGGGAUGACAAAGUGCAACUGGCCAUGCAGACUUAUGAGAUGGUCAGUAGUAGUACUUUGGAGCACUGUGCUUCCUUUGUAUUGGAGCCUGUGUGGGUCAGUCAAAUGAAUCCUAAAGUGCAGUGGUUGUUCCCUAGGUGGACAAGCACAUCCGGAGACUGGACACAGACCUGGCCCGCUUUGAGGCCGACCUGAAGGAGAAGCAGAUAGAGAGCACAGACUAUGAUUCCACCUCCAGUAAGGGAAAGAAAAGUAUGUAUUUGAAGUGGGUGUGUGCACAUACGUGUCUGUUUCUCAUGAGUGUUUGCUUAGCAUCUUGGCACACUUCAAAAUAUCAAAUCAUUACUAGAAAAAAUUAUACAGAUGCAGUGAGCUCCAAAAGUAUACAGAUGCAGUGAGCUCCAAAAGUAUACAGAUGCAGUGAGCUCCAAAAGUAUACAGAUGCAGUGAGCUCCAAAAGUAUACAGAUGCAGUGAGCUCCAAAAGUAUACAGAUGCAGUGAGCUCCAAAAUUAUACAGAUGCAGUGAGCUCCAAAAGUAUUGGGAUAGUGACAAUAUUUGUUGUUGUUUUGGCUCUGUACUCCAGCACUUUUGAUUUUUAAAUUAUACAAUGACUAUGAGGUUAAAGUGCAGCCCCCCCCCCCCCCCCCACACACACACACACACACACAUAUUUUAGGGGACCAAAAGUCAUUAUCAUUAAAGUAGUCAAAAGUGUACUAUUUGGUCCCAUAUUCUUAGCACGCAAUGAUUACAUCAAGCUUGUGACUACACAAACUUGUUCGAUGCAGUUGCUGUUUGUUUUGGUUGUGUUUCAGAUUUUUUUAUUUUUUUUAUUUCACCUCUAUUUAACCAGGUAAGCCAGUUGAGAACAAGUUCUCAUUUACAACUGCGACCUGGCCAAGAUAAAGCAAAGCAGUGCGAUAAAAACAACAACACAGAGUUACAUAUGGGGUAAACAAAACAGAAAGUCAAAAAUACAACAGAAAAUAUAUAUAUAGUGUGCGCAAAUGUAGUAAGUUAUGGAGGUAAGGCAAUAAAUAGGCCAUUGAGUCAAUUGGAGGUGUACCUCUGGAUGUAUUUCAAGGCCUACCUUCAAACUCAGUGCCUCUUUGCUUGACAUCAUCAGAAAAUCAAAAGAAAUCAGCCAAGACCUCAGAAAAAAAAUUGUAGACCACAAGUCUGGUUCAUCCUUGGGAGCAAUUUCCAAACGCCUGAAGGUACCACGUCCAUCUGUACAAACAAUAGUACGCAAGUAUAAACACCAUGGGACCACGCAGAGGGGGAUGACCGCGGCAGCUUUCCAAUCUCUGGGUAUCUCAGACGUUACGAAAGAGAGGUUGAACAAGCUCGUAAUAGGGGUUGCGACAAUUCCGGCGGCUAAUUUUAGAAAGAAAGGGUCCAGAUUGUCUAGCCCAGCUGAUUUGUAGGGGUCCAGAUUUUUCAGCUCUUUCAGAACAUCAGCUGUCUGAAUUUGUGUGAAGUGUCCAAUAGAAAUGAAUGGUAAUUAAUGUUUGUAAACACUAACACUCUACAUUAAUGUGGAUGCUACCAUGAUUACCGAUAGUCCUGAAUGAAUCGUGAAUAAUGAUGAGUGAGAAAGUUAGAUGCAUACAGUGGGGGAAAAAGUAUUUAGUCAGCCACCAAUUGUGCAAGUUCUCCCACUUAAAAAGAUGAGAGGCCUGUAAUUUUCAUCAUAGGUACACGUCAACUAUGACAGACAAAAUGAGAGAAAAAAAUCCAGAAAAUCACAUUGUAGGAUUUUUAAUGAAUUUAUUUGCAAAUUAUGGUGGAAAAUAAGUAUUUGGUCAAUAACAAACGUUUCUCAAUACUUUUGUUAUAUACCCUUUGUUGGCAAUGACACAGGUCAAACGUUUUCUGUAAGUCUUCACAAGGUUUUCACACACUGUUGCUGGUAUUUUGGCCCAUUCCUCCAUGCAGAUCUCCGCAGUGAUGUUUUGGGGCUGUCGCUGGGCAACACGGACUUUCAACUCCCUCCAAAGAUUUUCUAUGGGGUUGAGAUCUGGAGACUGGCUAGGCCACUCCAGGACCUUGAAAUGCUUCUUAAGAAGCCACUCCUUCGUUGCCCGGGCGGUGUGUUUGGGAUCAUUGUCAUGCUGAAAGACCCAGCCACGUUUCAUCUUCAAUGCCCUUGCUGAUGGAAGGAGGUUUUCACUCAAAAUCUCACGAUACAUGGCCCCAUUCAUUUUUUCCUUUACACGGAUCAGUCGUCCUGGUCCCUUUGCAGAAAAACAGCCCCAAAGCAUGAUGUUUCCACCCCCAUGCUUCACAGUAGGUAUGGUGUUCUUUGGAUGCAACUCAGCAUUCUUUGUCCUCCAAACACGACGAGUUGAGUUUUUACCAAAAAGUUAUAUUUUGGUUUCAUCUGACCAUAUGACAUUCUCCCAAUCCUCUUCUGGAUCAUCCAAAUGCACUCUAGCAAACUUCAGACGGGCCUGGACAUGUACUGGCUUAAGCAGGGGGACACGUCUGGCACUGCAGGAUUUGAGUCCCUGGCGACGUAGUGUGUUACUGAUGGUAGGCUUUGUUACUUUGGUCCCAGCUCUCUGCAGGUCAUUCACUAGGUCCCCCCGUGUGGUUCUGGGAUUUUUGCUCACCGUUCUUGUGAUCAUUUUGACCCCACGGGGUGAGAUCUUGCGUGGAGCCCCAGAUCGAGGGAGAUUAUCAGUGGUCUUGUAUGUCUUCCAUUUCCUAAUAAUUGCUCCCACAGUUGAUUUCUUCAAACCAAGCUGCUUACCUAUUGCAGAUUCAGUCUUCCCAGCCUGGUGCAGGUCUACAAUUUUGUUUCUGGUGUCCUUUGACAGCUCUUUGGUCUUGGCCAUAGUGGAGUUUGGAGUGUGACUGUUUGAGGUUGUGGACAGGUGUCUUUUAUACUGAUAACAAGUUCAAACAGGUGCCAUUAAUACAGGUAACGAGUGGAGGACAGAGGAGCCUCUUAAAUAAGAAGUUACAGGUCUGUGAGAGCCAGAAAUCUUGCUUGUUUGUAGGUGACCAAAUACUUAUUUUCCACCAUAAUUUGGAAAUAAAUUCAUUAAAAAUCCUACAAUGUGAUUUUCAGGAUUUUUUUUUCUCAAUAUGUCUGUUAUAGUUGACGUGUACCUAUGAUGAAAAUUACAGGGCUCUCUCAUCUUUUUAAGUGGGAGAACUUGCACAAUUGGUGGCUGACUAAAUACUUUUUCCCCCCACUGUAAAUAUCAUACCCCCCCCCCCAAAAAAUGCUAAACCUCCCCUGUUAUUGUAAUGGUGAGAGGUUAGCAUGUCUUGGGGGUAUGAUAUUUGUGUGUCUUAACUUUCUCACUCAUCGUUAUUCACAAUUCAUUCAGGACUAUCCGCUAUGUUUUGAUAUUUCAGGCGAGUCCAGGGGGCUGAAAGAGAAGAAGGUAGCUAAAACGCGUUCUAAAGUGAAGAGCUCAGAUGAAGAUGGCAGUCCGAAGAUUGCGCAGAAGAAAGUCAAACUUCUCCAACCGUACGUUUAUUAUUGUGCACUCUAUCACUUCCUUGCUUGAAGACAAUCUCCUUCAUUGGCCUUCAUUUUGUGUGUGUGUACUCACCCACCCCUCUCUCUCAUUGUCAGGGGGGAGUUCACUGCUCCAGCUGCUAACUUUGGGAACGUGCAUCCCUCUGACGUGCUGGACAUGCCAGUGGACCCCAACGAGCCCACCUACUGCCUGUGUCACCAGGUGUCCUAUGGAGAGAUGAUUGGCUGUGACAACACAGAUGUGAGUUUCCCCAGAAACCUCCCCUGAGUUUCCCCCAGUGUGUGCACUGACCUGACCUAUAUUGUUUUGUGUUGAUCCUGGUUCUUGAAAACUACAGUGUGUGCGGACUUCAUCAAACCCCUGUGUUGAUUGUAUUUGCAGUGUUCCAUCGAGUGGUUCCACUUUGCCUGCGUGGGCCUGACGACCAAACCAAGAGGGAAAUGGUGAGGGAAUCAGUUAACCUACACAGACUAACCAUACAAUACUAUACUCACUGGCCAGUUUAUUAGGUACACCCGUCUAGUACAGGGUCGGACCCCUCUGUCUCCAGAAUAGCCUGAAUUCUUUGGGGCAUGGCUUCUACAAGUCGGAAACGUUCCAUGCUGACGCCAUGGCAUCACGCAGUUGCUGCAUAUUGGACAGCGGUACGCUGUUGACACCAGGCAGGAUGGGUUCAUGGACUUAUGCUGCUUAUACUAAAUCCUGACACUGCCAUCAGCAUGACGCAACAGAAACCGGUAUUCGUCGGACCAGGUGAUGUUUUUCCACUGUCCAGUGUUGGUGAUAGCGUGCCCACUGAAGCCGCUUCUUCUUGUUUUUAGCUGAUGGGAGUGGAACCCGGUGUGGUCGUCUGCUGCAAUAGCCCAUUUGUGACAAGGAUCGACAAGUUGUGCAUUCCAAGAUGCCGUUCUGCACAGCACUGUUGUACUGCACCGUUAUUUGUCUGUUUGCGGGCCCGCCUGUUAGCUUGCACAAUUCUUGCCAUUCUCUUUCGACCUCUCUCAUCAACAAGCUGUUUUUGCCCACAGGACUGCUGCUGACUGGAUGUUUUUUGUUUGUCAUGCCAUUCUCUGUAAACCCUAGACACUGUUGUGCGUGAAAAGCCCAGGAGGGCAGCCGUUUCUGAGAUACUGCCGGGCAACGACGAUCAUACCACACUCAGUCGCUUAGGUCACUGGUUUUGCCAAUUUCAACGUUCAAUCGAACAGUAACUGAAUGCUUCGAUGCCUGUUUUCUAUAGCAAGCCACGGCCACGUGACUCACUGUCUGUAGGAGCGAUCCAUUUUUGUGAACGGGGUGGUGUACCUAAUAAACUGGCCGGUGAGUAUCUUACAUAACGGAAAUAGUGAUGGGAUUUUAAGGUUUACAACUGAAUAUUAUUUUUUUCUAACUCUGCAGGUAUUGUCCACGCUGCUCUCAAGACAGAAAGAAAAAGUAAGCCCCUAAGGUAGAGCGGCCAACCGAUUGUAGAGUCAGGAUACUACGUUAGUAGUGUAGAGAAAGGAACAUGAUUUUCUUUCCCUGGGAUAGUAUUACAUUGUUUAUCAGUCUUCUAGCAUAGAACAAUUGGUGCUUUCUUUUUUUGUUGACUUUAUUUUUCUGUCUUGGUUUAAUGCAGUGUGGAGGAGAUAUGUGGUUACAGAUGUAUAUAAAUAUGUUUCAAAGGUUAUGACAGUUGAUAGUUAGGAGAGUUGCAUUGUUUUAUUUUAUGUUUCUAUUUUUUUGUAACUGAACAAUAAACACUAAAAUUCCCAGAGUGAUUUGACAUAAUACUGUAGUAUGGAUUUGACUAGAUGUGAUUGACUGUAGUGAAAUGGAUUGACGUAUUGUAAUACAACCACCUCCUACAUUUUACUUUUUUAAUUUUACAUUUGAUAGAACUUGUUUAGAGGAUACAUUUCACAAGGGAAAUAUCAUCAAUACUGUAGCUGACAGAGGAACAUUUUAUUUUCAGUUUGAAUACAGCUACUACCUCAUCAGUC